This is a messenger RNA of Zerene cesonia (dogface butterfly), 626 nucleotides long. RefSeq lists its product as uncharacterized. The coding region runs from base 90 to 605 and encodes 171 amino acids. The record is from RefSeq and is a predicted model, not a curated record. The transcript is spliced from 4 exons. NCBI's taxonomy places the organism in Eukaryota, Metazoa, Arthropoda, Insecta, Lepidoptera, Pieridae.
AAUAUUUGCUCAUGAAUAAUAUUGUUUAAACGAAAUACAUAAAGGCCACGAAAAUUAAAAAUAUUUGCAUUUUAACUUCAGCUCGCAAAAUGGAUACUAGGAUAUUUUUUGUGUUUUGUGCGUUUGCGAUUGCGAGCAUAAAUGGCUUCGUCAAAUGCGACGUGAUCAGUGAUAUGGAACAAGACCCGGAAAUAGCAGAAGCACCGACGGGCGUUGUGGAUCGACUUAAGUACUGUUAUAGUGAAACAUUAGCUCAUACAGUAAACACGGUAAAGAAAGACCACCUACAGCCACUGCUUAACUUCUUCGAACAAUCUUGGAACAAAAUAAGACGGGUUGAGACGUACAAUCCUGUGAAGUAUGACGGGCAAAUAAAGAGGGUACCUGUUACAUGGGAGGACUUCCAGAAUGACUUAAAGGAAUUCAGAAAAUGCUUCCGUCAGACUGUAGCAGAAAUUCUCGAUGACUUUACCGAGACUGGGUUGCAACCGGUGUUCCGCAGUGUCGAAGAUCAUUUGGGCAAGCUGACCAGAGUGGUUGAUAUUUUGACCGCGUCCAAGGAAAUGAAACCAAGCGAAAAUCCAGAACAGGUGGAACAGAUGUAAUAAAGUCUAAUUGUAUUAUAA